CACUACUUUGGCACUGAAUGAAUGGUUUUUACGUUAUAUAUGGUGCACUAUAUGUUCUAUAGGGAGCGAUUUGGUAAGCAGCUGAUGGAUCUAUUGUCUUGUUUCCUGUGUUCACUUGUCCACUUGACUUGGAGCAGAAUUGCUACUCACAGGCUACCAGGAGAAGAGUAACGGUUUUUAACAGCUUACUGCUCCGUCUGCUCCAUUACUAAGAGCGUAAGGCGAGGUUUAAUAUAACCAACUAUUAUUUGCCCCCUUUCAGCUCUGCAUAAUGCUUUGCGCAUUUUUUCCAAAGCUUAAAUCGAGUCUUUUCCCAAGAGAGCACUUUUUCAACAGCUUGAACAACAUGAACGCAGUGGAGAAGAGAAAGCAAAAACUGACUAUCUGUGUGUACUAAAGAUGGUGAGAAGUGCUUGUUUCAGUAGCAUUCAGAGGGUACCAGUGAUGGGCUGGGAAGUUCACUGCAGCCAAAACACUUUCUGACAGUUGGAAAUUCACCAAAAAGCAAACCUCCCACAUUGUCUACUGAUGCCACAAUGGCAAGUCUGGCUCUUAAUGAGACAGGGCUGGAGGACUGCGGCAUUGAUGAUUCCUUCAAGUACAAAUUGUAUGGUGUAGUGUACAGUAUCGCGUUCGUGUUGGGUCUCAUCACCAACUGUGCUUCACUCUUUGUUUUCUGCUGUCGUAUGAAGAUACGCAAUGAAACUACUCUCUUUAUGACCAACUUGGCAUUAUCAGACUUAAUUUUUGUAUUUACUCUACCUUUUAAAAUCUACUAUAACAUCAGGCGCCACUGGCCAUUUGGUGAUGGGCUGUGCAAGAUCUCUGGAGGAGCCUUCAUCACCAACAUCUAUGGCAGCAUGCUUUUCCUUACAUGCAUCAGUGUGGACCGCUUCCUGGCCAUUGUUUACCCUUUUAGAUCACGUGCCAUUCGUACUCGCCGCAACGCUGGCAUUGUAUGUGCUCUGAUCUGGUUGCUGAUCCUGGGUGGAGGCAUGUCUGUGACCUUCUUCUCUGCAACCAACCAGGCCAACACCAUCACUACUUGCUUCGAAGGCUUCUCCCAAAAAACCUGGAAGACCUACCUGUCUAAGAUCACUAUCUUCAUCGAGAUAGUGGGUUUCCUCAUUCCGUUGCUCAUCAACCUGGCCUGUUCCUCCAUGGUGCUACGAACUCUUCGAAAGCCAGCUACACUCUGCCAAAUUGGCACCAACAAGAAGCGUGUAUUGCGCAUGAUUGUGGUGCAUUUAGCCAUUUUCAUUGUCUGCUUUGUGCCAUACAACUCUGUUCUGUUUGUUUACGCUAUGGUGCGCACUCAAGCCUUGGCAAGCUGCUGGCUUGAACGAUUAGCACGAAUUCUUUAUCCUGUAACGCUCUGUGUGGCCACCCUCAACUGCUGCUUUGAUCCAGUGGUAUAUUACUUCACUUCAGAGUCUUUUAAGAAGUCUCUGACCACAGGGAAAUGUCAAACGAAGCAGGAAAGUACGCCUCGCACUGAAGGGCCUGUGUCUAGCAAAGAGAACACAGAGACUGAAAAAGUAGAAACUUAUCGUGUGACCAGCAAUGGAAAAGAACGGGUUACAGAGACUCAGUUUUGAGAGGGCAGAAUAUACAUCACCAGUAUCCACAAUUAAGGAGCUUUGAUAAGGUCUGUACCAAGGACUUAGGACUAAGGAUUUUGUUCAGCCAGAGGAAAUAUUUGGAAUUUUAACUUUUUGACUGAAGCCUUCAGGCUGAAUGCUUAAAACUAUCACUAUUUAAAUUUGACUGUAAAGGUCCAACACUGUUUUAUUUUCUCAGUUUAUGGGAACAACAUAUGAUGAAUAAAGCAACUCUACACACAUAGUGGCUAAUAGAAUAUUAAUGAUUAUUUUUAGUCAAAUAGCAAAGUGUCAUACUAUUCAAAUUUUUAAAUAUAUUCAAUCCUAUUCAGGUUUAAUAGAUAUGAACACUGUUUUCUUCUUCUGGUUUUAAAAAAGAAUUAGCACUCCUAACUUAACUGAUAGACAUGAACAGUAUGUCACUGUUAACUGCUAACCAUUUCAAUUUGUUGUUGUGCACUUACAUGCACAAAUGCACUGAAGUGAUGUUCCUUAUUUUUGUAUUAAAUUUUGUGUUAAAUGUUUUUGUAUGAAAGGUAUGAUUGAUGAAAUAUCAGCUCCUAACAAACAGCACUUUUACAUGUGGGAUCUCUGAAUGUCUUUUUACUGUAGCUGCAUAUUAUCAGGCAAUUAAAAAUGUUUAAGACUGA
Tachysurus fulvidraco (yellow catfish) is the source of this 2251-nucleotide messenger RNA. It is a transcript of the gene lpar4, whose product is annotated as lysophosphatidic acid receptor 4. The transcript has 2 exons. Gene Ontology annotation, molecular function: lysophosphatidic acid receptor activity. Lineage: Eukaryota; Metazoa; Chordata; Actinopteri; Siluriformes; Bagridae. Gene Ontology annotation, cellular component: membrane. The record is from RefSeq and is a predicted model, not a curated record. The coding region runs from base 537 to 1598 and encodes 353 amino acids. Gene Ontology annotation, biological process: positive regulation of Rho protein signal transduction; phospholipase C-activating G protein-coupled receptor signaling pathway.